CUUCUCUCUCUCCAGCCUUAAGAGAGUCCCAGCCGGCAACACUUGCAGGAAGUGGCCGGACUUCCUGCAAGCAGGGCCGCCAAAGUUGGACGGGGAGAGAGAGAGAGGGAGGAGGAAAAAAAAACCGGAGUGAGCCUGGUCGGGGGAGUUUGUUUUGCUUCCGGCCAGCAACCAGCCCUUCGUCACCUCGUGAGUAAGGAAGGGAGCGGCUCCCUUCGCACCCCGCAAAAAGGAUUCCUGCUUUGAGGUUAUCAAAAGUGCUGUGAUUUGAAAAAUGGAUGAACAGUCUCAAGGCAUGCCAGGUCCUCCUGUUCCUCAGUUUCAGCCACAGAAAGCCUUACGACCUGACAUGGGCUACAAUACUCUAGCCAACUUUCGAAUAGAAAAAAAGAUUGGCCGUGGACAGUUUAGUGAAGUAUACAGAGCUACAUGCUUGCUGGAUGGUGUCCCAGUAGCUUUAAAAAAGGUGCAGAUAUUUGAUUUAAUGGAUGCCAAAGCCCGUGCAGAUUGUAUCAAAGAAAUAGAUCUUCUCAAGCAAUUGAACCAUCCAAAUGUAAUAAAAUACUAUGCAUCAUUUAUUGAAGACAAUGAACUAAAUAUAGUGCUGGAAUUAGCAGAUGCUGGAGACCUUUCUAGGAUGAUCAAGCAUUUUAAGAAGCAAAAGAGGCUGAUUCCUGAAAGGACAGUGUGGAAGUACUUUGUUCAGCUGUGCAGUGCCUUGGAGCAUAUGCAUUCAAGGCGUGUCAUGCAUCGAGAUAUCAAGCCUGCAAAUGUAUUCAUUACAGCUACCGGAGUAGUAAAACUUGGAGAUCUUGGACUGGGAAGAUUUUUCAGCUCCAAAACCACAGCUGCACAUUCAUUAGUGGGAACACCUUAUUACAUGUCUCCAGAAAGAAUCCAUGAAAAUGGAUAUAACUUCAAAUCUGACAUUUGGUCCCUAGGAUGUCUAUUGUAUGAGAUGGCUGCACUACAGAGUCCAUUCUAUGGUGACAAAAUGAAUUUGUAUUCCUUAUGUAAAAAAAUAGAACAGUGUGACUACCCACCCCUUCCAUCGGAUCACUACUCAGAAGAACUACGGCAAUUAGUCAAUAUGUGCAUCAACCCAGAUCCGGAGAAGCGACCAGAUAUUACCUACGUUUAUGAUUUAGCUAAACGUAUGCAUGCACACACUGCAACUAGCUAAAAAAAAACCUGGCAACUCAAGAAGAAGAUAAACACCCUGGAAACUUUCAAGUGUUGUUGUACAAAUAAAUACUCCUCCACAUUUUUUCUGUUUGCCUGUUGCCUUAAAUAUAGUUACAUGCAAUGAAUGUAUCGAACAAUUUUGUCACAGAGCUUAUAAUUUAAUACUACUUACUUAAAAAAAAUAAAAUACUUUCAAAAACUAUAAGUAGAAUAGAAACUGGUAAUACUUGCAAUAUAUAUGUAGGAAAAAAAUCUAAUGUUUUAUAUGUUUUCAGUAAUUAGUUCUACAUAUCACAGUUGAAAAUGUAUUUGUGAACAGAGCUGUUAGACUUCUUUAAACAAAACUGUUGAAUUUGUUCUUUGUUUUUAAUAAUGUAUAGCAGUGCUGAAUCAGCACAAUUAGUGAGUUUAUUGUCCAUUAGCCAAUUUAUUUUUUGCCUUUCUCCCUUCCCAAGGCAAUUAAUUAAUACAUUUUUUAAAAAGAGUUUUACAGGUUACAGUUUUGAUUGUCAAGAUAGUGUAGAUAGAAAUAUUUCAUUGGCUGCUGAACAUUCAGUUGCUGAAUGUGAAAAUUCUGAGUUUUAUUUGUAGGAAAUCAUCCAACACUGGAAAAAAUAUAUUGGCCAGCUGUUUGUUUCUAUGUCUUUGUAAGUUAUCUUAACUCAACCUUGCAAUUUGUUUUUAAGAAUUUGUAUUAUGUAGUGCCUUGCUUUUUAACUUACUAGGUGAGUAGGAAAGAAUGCUGGAUUUGCACAUUACCUUCGACUCUUGUUGGAUUAUUCCCCAAAUCUAUACCUAUCAUCAAGUAUAGCUCAUAGCCAAGCCAUUAUAGACUAUAAUGUUAUACACAAGCUCUGCUGAAUUAAUUUCUGUGUGAGACUUAGUUCAGUUUAGAUGUUUAUGGGAGAACAAUGCAUUUGUGCCUGAAGCACACUUUAUAAAUCUGGUUGUCAUUUGGAAGAUGCUUGAAGUUGCAUAGGUGUGACAGUUUAAUAGCAUGUUGUGGAUCAGUCCCAGCACAUAGCUUUUCUUUUAACCUUCAUGCACACUGGUGGUGCAGAAAAUUUGUUGUGACUGCACACAGGUAAGCCUCCUGGCAGUAAACAAUCCAUGUGGCAGCCAGGCAUUGAUAAGUUUCUGUAUUGCAUUUGCUUUGUGAAUAAUUCAUUAUAUGUUUUGUACUUGUUUUGUUUCUAGAAAAAAAUUAGCUGUGGGUACAAAAAGAGGCACUCAUUUUUGUAGUGUCUGUUAGUGUUUAGAAUAUCCCAAAGUAAAAUUCAUUAUCAGUUGGAUGAUGUGUCCUGGCGCCCAAGAUCCUUCUCCAUUUCUUGGGCCUGAAAUAAUAUUUACUCUGGAAUGGAAAAGCCUUAUAUUGUAAUUCUAAGUAAUGAUGUACAUAGAGGUUUAGUCAGAUUUCUGCAGGUUUUGUGAAGUGUCAAAAGUGUGCAAGUUGACCAUGAAUGGGAGUGUGAGAUAGUAACUUACAUCCAAUUUCUGCAAAGAGGUAACAGUUAAAAGGCACCAUUCAGCAGGGAUGGGAAACAUAGCCAACUAUAUGUUUUGGACUGUAACUCCCAUUGGCUGCAGCCAGUACAUUGAGUGGUGAAGGAUGAUGGGAAUUUUAGUUCAGCAGCAACUGCAGUUGAAUUUCACUCUGUGUCCCUCUCUAUCAGUAUUUCUUCAUAAAUAUUAAUCACAACAGAUUUUACAAAUCCCCUGGAAUGUUAAGGUUUUUCUAAUGUUAUAUUCCUUAUAAAAUUAUGCAGUAUAAGCAAAAUCAUAUGAAUCUCUGGUGCUAAUGUUAUUGGCCUGUUGCACUAUGGCUACUGCAGCCCUACCCUACCUAUAUGGGAUCUCAAGUAGAACUAGAACCUCCUUGCCAAGAUUGCUUAGUACAAGAGCUUCCACAGCAGAGGGUUGUGUCAACAUGGUAUAUGUAGCUGAUUUCACCCUUCUGGCUUCACAACCCUUAGCUCUAUAAAGCAAGAAUAGGACAGAAAUGUGCCAUCUGUCUGUGUCUUUAUCCCAAUUGCAGUUGGGAUAUGACUGGUUGGCUGAAGGCUUGUUUCCCAGGUAAAUGAUGCUAUUAAGAAGCACUCUAAUUAUAAAAAGGAGUACUUGUGAGAUGUUUUUAACUGUAACGGUUUAACCUUCAUUACCUAAUAUUACUGUGGGGGUGUGGUUUUUUAAGGACAGAUCAUUGUGAACGUUUCUCCACUCCCCUACACCCUUCCUCGUUUACAGCAUUUUAAAGGUUUUUGGAAGGAAAGCUGAUAAACUGAACAAAGGAGCAUGAUUUUCACCAUCAAGCACUCCAGCAGUCAUGCCCUUUGUAUGUUUAGCAUGGAAGUAAACAACACACCUUCUGUAGGGAUGACUCCUGAAUUUUUUUAAAAAAUCCAAUUUGUCCCUUAUUGCAAAAGUGUUAUUUCUAGAAGGAGAUGGUGUUAGUUGUAAUUCUGAAGAUUAUUAAGAUGAUUUAUAUGCAAAGCAAAAGUACGUUUAUAAGAAUGUAUGCACUCCUGAUAAUGUAUAUAGUGUUUAAUAAGUUGAGCUGAGUUCAUAAACAAGCAAAAGAAUGUUACUGUUGUUUCAUACACGUGCUAAUGGGGGGCUGGAAAUGAAGUUAGCUUAUGUCCUAUCAGGAAGAAGAGAAUAGGCACCAGUGCCACACAGGUAUUAGGCAGUGGCAAAUGGUUUGCUAUACAACAGAAACAUAUUGUAGUGAAUCUUGUCCUGCCUAAUCAUCCCUUCUGCUUGCCAGUACAACCUUCCUCUCUGAGGACUCAGAAGCACCCAUGAGAUGAUACAAAAGUCCCACUUCACACUGAUGUGAAGCUGGAAAAGCAAUAAUCUUCUUCAUGAGUCAUUACCUCCUGCACCAGUCUGAUAAUGUAAAUAGGAUGACAUUGUAUAUUCAAGGUUGGUACAGUGGGAGCUUUCCGUGCCAGCAUUACUACCCCUUAGUUGCUAACACGCAUCUCUGAAGACAGGUCUGAAGAAUGGGAGGUCCUCCAGAUGUUGGACUGUGGGGAAUUGCAGGUCACCACCUGAAAGGCCACAUGUUCCCUGUCCAUGCCCUAGGGAAAUUCCUACUUUGAAAGACCUGUGGAGCAACAUGGGACUACUUGUACUUACUGUAGAAAGUGGAAUGAAUUGCAAGUCAAUAUUUCACCUUUCCUCCUAGCAUGUAUCCUGUAAAGCUAAAAAGAAAUUUGGAUCCCAUAACUUUCCCCCUACAAACCAGCUUGAUGUGUGCUCAAAGUGUUCCCCCCCCAUGAUAAUUACUACAUGAACAUACAGUAUUUUAGGGGCUAGUUGGCAGUCAGGGGCUGGGGUUGAUAUUUAAUCUGUUUCCUUCCAGAGUAAUAAGUUGAAGUGUUGGGGAAGAAGACCAAAAGAAACCAGGAGUGGGAAUCUUUUCACUGAGAUUUUAUUUUAUCUAGCUGCAAGCAGUAUCCCAAUAAAACAUGAACCUAUGAUUCUUCCUGCUAAAAAUGAAACAACUGCUCAUUCAAUUGCUGUAUCGUUUAGGACAAGCAUUUCCAACAGUGUAAACUUGUAUGUAACAAUUAUUCCUUCAUGAAUGCCUUAAUUUUUUGCUUGGCACUAAUGGAAUGUACUAUUCUAGGCUCCACAUUACGUGUAGAUAUUACUGCCAACAUUUCCUAUAUUUAUUUUAACCAAACCAUUGUUCAUGUUAAGAAUGCCUAUUCUUGGGAAUGAAUGUAUUGCUUAAUAACCAAAAUAUGUAUAAAUUUCUUUCAACUUAUAUUCAGUAUUAUUGCAGCACUGUUAUAUUUCUAUCUUUGUGAAGUUUUUUAUUUUGAUAUGUGCUUUCUGUACCCACUGUACACAAGGAUUGUACUCUUUAUGUUGUACAAUAAUAUAAAGGAUGCACAAAUUAAAUAUAGAGUAAAUUUAAAAA
Pogona vitticeps (central bearded dragon) is the source of this 5113-nucleotide messenger RNA. The record is from RefSeq and is a predicted model, not a curated record. NCBI's taxonomy places the organism in Eukaryota, Metazoa, Chordata, Lepidosauria, Squamata, Agamidae.